Oncorhynchus kisutch (coho salmon) is the source of this 4052-nucleotide messenger RNA. RefSeq names its product transmembrane protein 62 (gene tmem62). NCBI's taxonomy places the organism in Eukaryota, Metazoa, Chordata, Actinopteri, Salmoniformes, Salmonidae. The record is from RefSeq and is a predicted model, not a curated record. Gene Ontology annotation, molecular function: hydrolase activity.
AAACUAGGAACAGAGUCAAGAGAUUUGGUUUGGAACUGGACCCUAAAUUACACCCGCGCAGGGAUUUGUGGGAGUGAUUCAUACAGCGAUGACGUAGCCAUGCACAACCGGAUGCUCAAGCUGUUCGGAGCGCUAGUUCUUGUGGGACUAGCACUGGCGUGCUUAGCUUCCUGGGUGCUGGAGAGCUAUGACACCUCCUGGCACCCCAAACGGAGUGUUCCGCAGUUCAACGCCGGGGAUGGAGAGGAGGCUAGGACAUGUCUUCCUCCAUAUCCCGGCGGCGAAUUGGAUAACAUAUUCUGGUUCGUGCAGGUGUCUGACAUUCAUAUCAGUCGAUUCCAUGACAAAAAACGAAUUUAUGACUUUGAGAAGUUCUGCACUAAUACCGUUGAAGUGAUCCAACCUGCUCUUGUGCUCGCAACAGGAGACCUGACGGAUGCGAAGACCGAGAGCAAGGUGGGCUCCCUGCAGCAUGAGGUGGAGUGGCAGGCCUAUCAUGACAUCCUGAAGAGGUCUCGGGUGCUGGAACGCACAAAAUGGAUUGACAUCCGCGGAAACCAUGAUGCCUUCAAUAUUAUUUCCUUGGAUAGUGUCAACAACUACUACAGGAAAUACUCAGCCAAUCAGAAAGUUGGCUCCUUCCACUAUGUCCACAAGACUCCCUUCGGCAACUACUCCUUCAUCUGUGCUGAUGCAACCAUCACCCCCGGUCCCAAGCGGCCGUACAACUUCUAUGGCAUUCUCAACCAGACUCAGAUGGACCUGUUGGCAUCCUUCAGGACUGAGAGCCACAGCAGCAACCAGACCAUCUGGUUUGGCCACUACACCACUUCAACGGUCAUCUCCCCCUUUCCAGGGCUGAGAGGCGUGAUGAGCUCGGCUGUAGCGUACCUGUGUGGUCACCUACACACUCUGGGCGGCCUGAUGCCUGUACUACACAGCAGACACCCCGAGGGCACCCUGGAACUGGAGCUAGGUGACUGGAUGGACAAUCGCAGGUACAGAGUGCUGGCGUUUGACCACGACCUGCUGAGUUUCAUGGACCUGAAGUUUCAGCAGUGGCCUGCAGUACUCAUCACCAACCCCAAGGAGGCGCAGUACCUCCAUCCUGGAGUGGAGCCACUGGGGAGAAUACAAAGCUCUACCCACAUCAGGAUCCUGGCCUUCUCUGAUGCCCUGGUCACAGCAGUUCACGUCAGCGUGGACGGGGUGGAGAUGGGUGAAGGCCAGUCUGCUGGAGGUCCUCUAUAUGUGGUGCCAUGGGAACCCUCGCUCUACCUCGCUGGGCUGCACACUGUCACUGUCAAUGUGAAGGAUGCGGUGGGGCGGUCGACUUUCCGAGAACAGCUCUUCACCCUGGAAGAGGACCUCUCCCCCAGCUUUGGUUUCUUCCAGUCCUUCAUCCUGCUCACUGACCACUACAUUCUGGCCCGGGUAGCCUUUGUCGCAGGGAUGCUGCUGAAUAUUGGAGUGCUUGUGGCGUUCAGGUUCAUGCCUCUGCCCUCUGUCAGAGGGUCUUCAAGUCUGUCCUCUUGCGCCUGUCUGUCCCUGCACUUGGUCAGUAAAGCAGACACUUUCUACUACUCUCUACUGCUCUUCAACCUCUGCACUGCCUUAGGUCCCUGGUUCAUAGGAGAGUUGAUUGAUGGUCACAGUGGGGCUUGCUUUGCCUUCGGAGUGGUUAUCGACGGACACUUCCUCGAAGGAAGUCUCACUUAUGUUGUUGGGGUGGGGCAGCUGCUCUUCUUCAACAUGCCUCUCACCUGUUACCUGUGCUGGAGCCUUCACCUGCGUAGUCGUGGUAACUCCUUCCGCUCACACUUCUUGCGUCCGGGCUAUCGGUGGAAGACUCUGGGGGUGCAUAUGGCCAUGUUGCUGCUGCUAGCCUGGCAGGGAUACUCUUGUUACUUCCUGCUGGAGACAUAUGGACCGCUGGCCUUCUUCCUGUCCCCAGUCCGCACGUGGGCAGUAGGGAUCUCCCUGCUAUUGGUCUACCGCGCCUGGAAGGGCCCCACCCCCUGUCUCCGUGACAACAGCAAGACAACCACAGCCUCUUGACAGUUGCACUUAUUUUCUUGAUUUUCUUUCUACUGGGUGAUUCUCUUAGUUAUGGCAAACUACAUUGGCUCUACUUUUCUAUCCCAUAUUUCAAACUACUCUUUUGUGCAAAGUUGUUUCUCGCUCUCCCUUCAAAGCUACUUUCCCCUCAUCCUAUUUCCCACAUUUUUAAACAGUUUAAAAGAAAGUUUCAUAUGCAUGUUAGUGUAUUGCAUGUGUAGACCACACCCCUAUACACAGUCAGCGCAAUGAAGGUGUUCGUACAGUGAAGACACUAGUUCAGUAUAUAUUGUGGAUAGAAUUGAUUGUUCAGCCAAUGACUGCCGUUCCUCAAAGCUGAUUGAAGAGUCUCACCGCUGUAUUCUGCUGUGGUAAACAUAUGUAUUAGUUGCCCACUUGAGACUUGAUUUGUAGCAGUUAUUCAAUUCAAAGUGUUGCCAACUGCCACAUCACCACUGCCAAAGGAUACAUAAUCAGUCCUGCUCUGGCAGGUUUUGUAUUUGGUUAUUGCAAACUAGUUAUUUUACAUAUGUAUAGCAGACCCACCGGAGGUAGUUGUAAUUUUUAUUUUGAAUCUGGCUGUUACUCAGGCAUGGGAGGACUUGAACCAAACAGACUGAUGACCCAUUUAUAUAUUCAAUAUUAGCUCAGUGGUGAAUCUACUUAAAGCAUGUUAAAAAAUCAAUGUUUGUGAUGAAUGUUAGACAAUAACCUGAGAUUGUGCUGUUUUCAUUGUAUUAUUUCCUUGGUGAUGGUUAUUCUCUAUUGAGAAGUUGAUUUGGGAAGCUGUGUGUUAUGUAUAGAACGCAGAUAUUUUGGGGAGUUUCAGACCAGCACUGGGCGCUCGACUUAGACUGAAAUAGGUGCUGGUACGUACCGUUUGUAUUUAGGUGCAGGAGCGACAAUAUUUGAGCUAAUAUUCUUUAAGAGGAACAUGGAGCUCAAGCAGUAGAAAUGUUGAGGUGAGCACCAAAGUCAAGCACUACUCUGGACUCAGGUUGGGGUUCAAUUUCUACAUUGAAUUAAGAAAAUUGGAAUUUAAAUUAUGACUAAACUUUACAGAUGUCACAUUGCUUGUGGGCGGUGCUAUGGCGUCCACACCAAGGGUUGAACAGUCUUUUUACCACUGUCCACGUCCCAUUGUCCUCAUUUCCCCUAGGAUGGGAUCUUCAGUCAGGGAGUUGUGGUUCUCCUUUAUAGAAUGUAUCAAAGUUCGUAUUGGUCCCAUGUAUUAGAGCAUCGGACAAGUUGCCCAAUGCUGAUUAUGAAGUGGAGAUUAGAGGUUUCAUGACUUGAUUGUCCAGAGCUGUACUUUUUAUUCAUGGUCAGCUUUAACACCAGAAUGUGAAGGGUUGGCUGACGCAGUUGCCCCAAGCUAGGUAGGUAGCCUGGGUGCCGGUCUGAUAUUUUGCCAACUCCUCGUCAGGCCAAACAUAACAAUUCCAUAAGGACUUUGCAUGAGAGCUGCCGAAUUAAACUGGCAUCUGGGCAGAGCAUAACCACUACUUUGAUGUUUGCUGUAAUGUUACUCAUAAAAUAGAUUGUGGUAAGUGUACAAUCAGAUACCCAUUUUCAAAUUGAUCGUUGAAAUGAAGAAAGUUCAGAUUUGAUUAAUGGUUUAUAGUGCUGUGAAAUAAAUUGUUUAGUCAAAUUGAGUGAGAUCUAAGACUUAAUUGAAUUCUUUGCAAUUUAGCAUGUUGAUAAUUAGACUGUCGCAGAUCGGUUAAGUAUAUUACAAAGGUUAUAAGAAGAGACAUUCAGUACAGUGUAGCUACAAAUAAUUUUAUUCAGUCCAUCCAGUUAUUGUCAGUAUAGAAAUCAAAGGCAGGAAGUAGUGUGUUUUAAGAGAAAAAAAGCUUGUGAUUCCAGUAGCUCCUGAUGGUGCCACCAGGGAUUUGAAUCAAUCUGAUAUUUUAAUGAUCUGUUUACCAAUGUUUCCUCCUUUCAUCAUGGAGCAAAAGGCCACUGCAAAAUAAAGUAAAGCUCAAUUCUCA